UACUCCUUUUGCCAAAUGAGUGCUGUAGAAAAUAUUUCUGAUAUUUUGAGAAUAACUCUAGUUUGUUGGCAUCCUGACCCUAUUUAAAGUUAAUUUACAUAUUAACUCCUCCUUCCCUGGGAAAGGCUCCAGGAAUCUCGGGACAUGUCUCGUUCUGUCCCAUCCACUGCUGCCCAACCGUCACCCUGGAGCAGAUACUGGUGCUCCAGCUACGGUUCCCUGAACAAAAUGCUCCUUGUGGUUUCUCGCAUGAUGGGGAGCGCCUCCCCAAAACCAGCUGGAGAAGUGCUGUUGGCAGCCCGUAACUUUGUAAAUGAAGCUUCCUUUGAUAUUAAGAAAUGUGCCCUUCAUCGCCUGGAAGAGGGCCCUCCAGUCAGUGCGGUUCUCACUAGAGAGGAAGGACUCAAGUACUAUAAGAUAAUGCAGACGGUCCGUAGGAUGGAACUGAAAGCAGAUCAGUUGUACAAGCAAAAGGUCAUCCGUGGUUUCUGCCACUUGUAUGACGGUCAGGAAGCUUGUUGUGUGGGGAUCGAGGCGGCUAUAAAUCCUUCGGAUCAUGUGAUUACAGCCUAUAGAGCUCAUGGCUUUACCUAUGCCCGUGGACUUUCUGUUAGAGAAAUUUUAGCUGAGCUAACGGGACGCAGAGGAGGCUGCGCCAAAGGAAAGGGAGGCUCAAUGCACAUGUACACCAAGAACUUCUAUGGAGGCAACGGUAUUGUUGGAGCCCAAGUGCCAGUGGGAGCUGGGAUUGCCCUGGCCUGCAAGUACAAAUCAACAGAUGAGAUCUGUUUUACUCUGUACGGAGAUGGUGCUGCUAAUCAGGGUCAGAUAUUCGAAACUUACAAUAUGGCAGCUUUGUGGAAACUGCCUUGUGUUUUUGUUUGUGAAAAUAAUCGAUAUGGAAUGGGAACUUCGACGGAGAGAGCAGCAGCCAGCACUGAUUAUUACAGAAGAGGAGACUUUAUUCCAGGAAUAAAAGUAGAUGGUAUGGAUGUUCUGUGUGUCCGAGAAGCCACAAAAUUUGUAGCUUCCUAUGCCAGAUCAGGAAAGGGCCCCAUAUUGAUGGAACUACAGACAUAUCGUUAUCAUGGACACAGCAUGAGUGAUCCUGGUGUGAGUUACCGUUCUAGGGAGGAGAUUAAGGAAGUGAGGAAUAAGAGUGACCCUAUUAUGCUUCACAAAAAUAGGAUGGUCAACAGCAAACUUGCCAGUAUUGAAGAAUUAAAAGAAAUUGAUAUUGAAGUAAGGAAAGAGAUUGAAGAUGCUGCCCAGUUUGCUACAGCUGAUCCAGAGCCACCUUUGGAAGAAUUAGGUUAUCAUGUCUACUCUGGACAGAUAUCUUUUGAUGUUCGAGGUGUGAAUCAAUGGAUCAAGUACAAAUCUGUCUGCUAAAAGGGAUUGUGUCAAAACAUAAACAUUUCUCCUCUUCCUCAAAUAAUCUUAUAUUUAUUUAUGUAUCCAUUCUGUAUCCUCCCUUCCUUCCCUCCCAUCUCCAUCACUUCAUAAUCCCACUAGAAUGUAAACGUCUUGAGGUCUGAGUUAAAUAUUUUGUCUGGUCAACUUUAAGAAACUGUUGGAUGUCAAGGAAGAAAUGAAAAAUUCAAAACCAAAAAAAAAAUUGAAUUGUCAUUAGAAAAUGCUAAAUAUAUAUAUAUAUAUAUAUAUAUAUCAAAUGAAAGAAUAUUACUACUAAUAUUCAUGCUGUAAUUUUCUAUUAUGCUGUUUUAUUAAAGGAACUGAACAAGUUAAAAGUAAUUUAUACAUACAUAUUUAAUAUUCAACAACUUCAUGUAUGUGUAUGUUUAAAUAUAGGCAUGUAUUUAUUCAUGUGUGCAUAUAUAGAUGAUAGAAAGAUCGAUAGAUAAAAUAGAUAGAUAGAUAAAAUUGUUCUUAAAGUGGACAGGAUACCAAUAAGAAGCUUGCUUUCUAAAAAUCAGGCAAUGUAUGUGUCAUAUAUGUAAUACACAAACAUAUGUGUAAAUGCAGUACAUAUAAGAUAUAUAUAUUAUAUAUAUGCACACUGUCACAUUAUAGUCAUAGACAGUAAAUAAUAGAUAGCCAGAUAGAUAAUUUACUUAUCAGUUUGCAAGUUGCUACCUCCUAUAAGAAAUUUUUCUGGACAGCUAAACUACUCAAAUAAUAUUGUAUUUAUUUAUAUCAAUUCUUUUUUCUCCCUUCCUUCCAAAUCCCAUCCCUUCAAACUUGCAUUAGAAUGAGAACUUCUUGAGAUCUGAAUUUAUUCCAUUUUACAUAUUUAGCAUUUCCUAGUGACUUACACAUAAUACAAACUUCACAAAUGUUUAUUGAUUUGAAUUAAUUUAAUUUGACAUAUUUAAAUAGGCAAUAGUUCUUUCUUUUUUAGUGUUUCAAAUGUUACUUUUUGUUAGAACAUGCUUACAAAAGAUAAAGAAACAAUUUAAUGAUGUUUGUGAAGUCGUCAAAUUAUUUUAUGAUUUGCUGGUUCAUUAAUAGAAAUGGUGAAAAAGAUUGAGAUAAAAGGUUUUUUCCCCAAGUCUGUUAACAGUAAUUCUUAAACUUCAUUUUGCCCCCUCUCUCAUUCUCUACCUAAUUCCCUCCUCCAUCUAGACACCUCAGUCACAGCUCUAACUUUCAAAUUGUUUGAUUAGAACCAUGAACAAAAAAUAAAGUGCCAAACCUGUGUGAUAACACAAACUGCAUGAAUUGGAAGUUCUGGGAUAAAACUGUGUUCAGGGUUAACUGUGCCCAACAAAGUUGUAAAAGACCAGAUUCUGGCAAACUAUGCUGCAUAUGCCCUUAUAACUUUCCAUGUUACAGUUUAAUCUUUGAAAGUUGAUAACUUGUCCCUAAAGAGGUGAGGAAAAAAAUUAAGAGAGCUUGUAAUUUAUCAUAUAGCCACUUGAAAGAGCAUUAUGAAUAAGGAGUUUUAUAAUUGACAGAGAUAUGGGCAUGCUUGCAAGGGCAGGCACAGAACUGGGCAGGGACAGAAUGUGUGUGUGUGUGUGUGUGUGUGUGUGUGCAUCAAUACAAGUCCUACAUUUUCCCCCCUUCCUGGCAUGCAGAGGUACUGAAGAAAUAAAUCCUCUCUACACACACAUAUUCUGUCUCUGUCUCUCUCUUUCUCUCCCCUGUCUUUUUUCCAUGAUACUUAGCCCAGUGUCUCUCCCUCUUUGGAACUGCUUUCACUUGUAUCUGUUGUCUGAGUUUUAGUGAAAAGUUAUUUGAACUGGUAUUUCAAUGAAAAGCAGUUAUGUGAGCUAAUAAGUAACUUUGGUUUUAUUUUUACUGCAUUAAAAUGUUCCCAUCAAAAAAUCAAUACAAACCUUCCUUUUCUCUAAUUUGAUAAGUACACAUCUCUAAGAUAAGUUGGAAUCUGCCAUGAUGUAUCUGUCACAACUAUUUCUAAACAUAAGUUAAUUAAUCUUGGAUCCUAUAUGAGAGAUUUUCAUAUCUGUAAUAGGUUUUUGCACUGAUAGAGCUUUGCUUGUUUCAUAAGGUAAGCUUCAUUUUUUUUUUCUAUAACAGAUUCAAACAAAAAUUUAAAAAAAUUACCUCCCAAAGCCUUUUUUCUUUGAAAUGAACUCUUUUCACUUAGGAUCCAGGAGUAUGCUUACUUUGGAUCCUUAAAAAGGCAUUAUAGUGUGUAUUUUAGCAAAUUCCACUCAAUAACUCACAUUAAAAGGUCUUUAAUAGACAUUUUUAUUGAGUUCAAAAAUAUCCAUAAAUUUAAAUUCAUGAGGAUUCCAUAGUGAAAAAAGUGACAUAGAAUGGAGAGGGAUUUUUUUUCUUUAGAUCUUUUGGAGAAGAUUGAGCAUUGUCUUUAUCUUAGCCUGAUCAAGCAUAAAAAUACCUAAAUGAUCAGUUUCUAAGAGGAGGAUAUAGAACAAAAGGUCUACAGCAGUGCAGGACACAAGAAAUCAGAAAUAAGUGGAAGCAUAUGACUGAGUUACCCACAUUGGAAAUCUCAGAAUUUCCUUUCCCUUCAUCUACAAAUUGGACAAAAGGGCUUUUAUUCCCCAUAUAAACAUUUCUUAGUUUUCGUCUCUCACUUGGAAAAAGAACAAAAAAAGAUAAAAGCCCAUAUUUCCUAUCAUUUGCACACUGAGAAUAAUUAUUUUGUUAUUAAUAUCCAAUUAUGUAUGGCAUUCAAAGAUCAUUUCUUGAUUGUUAAUAACCAAUCAUAGCUUAAUAAUUAGUAGGCUUUUUUUCUUAUUUUUCUCAUUCAAGGCUUAUUCCUUGUGAAGGCCAGGAUUCACGAUGAGAUAUUCUCUUUGCUCUUGGGCAGAACACUCCUCACCUGGGAGAGUUUAUUUCUGACGAAAGUGCAAAGAGAAUAAAAUCUAGGUGAAUUAUGGCCCAUUAUUCAUGGGCCAUACCACUUAAGUGGUAUGUAUAGAGGUAAAUCCUUUUGUACAAAUAUAAAAAGCUAAGUCUCAUCUAACAAUUUUCUCAGCUGGAAGAGAUGAGGAAUUUUUGUCUUUCUGCUCAUUUUAUGCUAACUUUCUGAUUGUUGACCAAUUAAAGUUAAUUUGCAACCUCAAGGACAAAGACAUCUCUUCUAUAGUGAGGAUCAAAUGAGUUAAUAUUUGUAAAACACUUAAUAGAGUCCCUGACACAAAUUAGAUACUUGUUUAGAUGUUUACUUUCUUCCCUGUGUUCAGCCUAUUGAUAGGAUUUUUCUAAUCAUACUUGAUUCUACAUUGAGCCUAAAUAUUUUUCUCACAUAUUGUAGGUUAAUAAGAACAUAGAUUUAGAACUAGAAAUGAGCAUAGACACCAUCUAGUUUAAAGAAAUAAUCUUAUAAUUGAGGGAACUGAAUUCUAGAAUAAUGAGGUGAUUUGCCAAAGAUCAUAAAAGGAAUAUGCAGUCAAUUGAAAUGAAAAAACAUAUAUUAAGCAUCUGCUAUAUGCCAGCCACUGUAGUAAGCAGUGAGAACACCAAAACAAACAAACAAACAAACAAACAAAAAAACAAUACAUUGUCUCCUUUUCAU
Messenger RNA from Sarcophilus harrisii (Tasmanian devil), 4972 nucleotides. Its product is annotated as pyruvate dehydrogenase E1 component subunit alpha, mitochondrial-like. The record is from RefSeq and is a predicted model, not a curated record. Gene Ontology annotation, molecular function: pyruvate dehydrogenase (acetyl-transferring) activity. The transcript has a single exon. Bases 145 to 1392 code for a protein of 415 amino acids. Gene Ontology annotation, cellular component: intracellular membrane-bounded organelle. Gene Ontology annotation, biological process: pyruvate decarboxylation to acetyl-CoA. Lineage: Eukaryota; Metazoa; Chordata; Mammalia; Dasyuromorphia; Dasyuridae.